AUGUCCGCCGCGCCCGCGCCGUCCGCCCUCGGGCAAGCGCUGGAGAAAGCGAUAUGGGAACUGCACCAACUCGAGAAAAUCAUCGAACUCGGCGCGCCGAGCGACGAGCGAGUGAUCGAGAAGAUUGAAGACUUUGCGCAGACGCUCCCGGCGCUGCGCGAGGCGGCAGAAAAAUGCGACGACGUGGAGAUCCCCGUCGAGCUCUUGCGCGACGUGGAUCAGGGAAAGAAACCGAUGGGGUUCAUGAUCAAUCAGAUACUCGCCGCGGGGACGGUGAACGAGACGGUGAAAGGAAAAGCGAACGUGUAUAGGGAAUUCGCAGAGGCGUUGAAGGGAAAGCUCGACGGCGGAGAAAAGAAGGCAGGGGCGAAGAGAGGGAAAAAGUAG
Molecule: messenger RNA, 387 nt
Organism: Ostreococcus lucimarinus CCE9901
Lineage: Eukaryota; Viridiplantae; Chlorophyta; Mamiellophyceae; Mamiellales; Bathycoccaceae
Exons: 2
Coding region: 1-387 (128 amino acids)
Biological process (GO): regulation of transcription by RNA polymerase II
Cellular component (GO): mediator complex
Molecular function (GO): transcription coregulator activity
Source: RefSeq, a predicted model, not a curated record